CACCUCAUAGCUUUCCACACUUUCAGUGUUAACAGGCUCCCAGCACUGUGGACAGAAUGGACAUUGCUCAAGGAGGUAAAGCAUACGGUCUUCUCAAGUCUCAACAGGAAGAAACACUGGACUCUAUCAAUGAGGCUUUUCUCUCAGACCCCAAGUAUGCAGAGGAGGAAGACAUAAGUUCAAAGCUUGAAAUGUUUAAAAAGAAAUACAUGGAGUUUGAUCUUAACGACAAAGGAGAAAUAGAUUUAAUGGGGUUAAAACGAAUGCUGGAAAAACUCGGAUUGGCCAAGACUCACUUAGAGCUGAAAAAGAUGAUGGCAGAGGUGGUUGGAGGCCCUUCGAAAGACACUAUCAGCUACCAUGACUUCCUGAAUAUGAUGCUGGGGGGGAAAAAUGCAAUUCUUAAACUGAUCUUGAUGUUUGAAGGCAUGGGAAAGGAGCAGGAGCCCAAAGAUGUUGCGCCACCUUGUCGCAAAACCUUUUCAGACUUGCCUUGAAUAGCUGUUUGUUGCAGCAGGGAUUACUUUUUUUUUCCUUUUCUUUUAUUUGAUUUUAAUACAAACCAUAUCUUUAAAAUGUCAAUAAAAAAAUAAACAUCAAUGAAAAA
Messenger RNA from Pseudoliparis swirei, 607 nucleotides. Its product is annotated as allograft inflammatory factor 1-like. Lineage: Eukaryota; Metazoa; Chordata; Actinopteri; Perciformes; Liparidae. The record is from RefSeq and is a predicted model, not a curated record. Bases 57 to 497 code for a protein of 146 amino acids. Gene Ontology annotation, molecular function: actin filament binding; calcium ion binding. Gene Ontology annotation, biological process: actin filament bundle assembly; ruffle assembly. Gene Ontology annotation, cellular component: actin filament; ruffle membrane. The transcript is spliced from 6 exons.